This is a messenger RNA of Penicillium nucicola, 1443 nucleotides long. RefSeq lists its product as uncharacterized. Gene Ontology annotation, molecular function: carboxylic acid transmembrane transporter activity. Gene Ontology annotation, biological process: transmembrane transport; carboxylic acid transport. The transcript has 3 exons. Lineage: Eukaryota; Fungi; Ascomycota; Eurotiomycetes; Eurotiales; Aspergillaceae. The record is from RefSeq and is a predicted model, not a curated record. Bases 1 to 1443 code for a protein of 480 amino acids. Gene Ontology annotation, cellular component: plasma membrane.
AUGUCGAUCGUGGAACGUGGGACACCGGGUCCUCAAGAUGAGACGAAAAAGUCCGAGACUGUCAUUAAUGGGAGAGAUGUCGAGGAAGUUACGACUCACUCGUACCGACCUACCAGAUUGCAGAGCAAUAUAACUAUCAUCAGUUGCUACAUUGCCAACUUCAGCGAUGGAUUCCAAAACACCCUCGCUAAUCCUACCAAUGUCAUCUUCUCCCACGUCCUUGGCUCUGAUAAUUACUCUUCUGAAAUGAAGACGCGAAUCAGCAAUUCGUUGCUUGUUGGUGCUAUUCUUGGUGUUGUGGCUCUCGGAUAUACGUCUGAUAUGUUCUCGCGACGGGCGGGAUUACUGUUCACUUCCUCUCUUGUUGCCAUUGGCACAUUGAUGUCGGCACUGGCUCUUCACGUGCAUCCCUCCAGCAAUAUGUUGUGGUUUUUUGUCGUUGUUCGUGGUAUUGCCGGAUUCGGUGUCGGAGGUGAAUACCCUCCUAGUGCGGCGGCCGGUAUUGAAGAAACGGAUGAUAUCAUGCGCAAAUACCGUGGGCCCAUGUUUGUUUCAUUCACGACGUUGAUGGCUACCACCGCUGGUCCAAUCCUGAUGAUCAUCUACUUAAUCACACUAAUCGCCACCGACAACAACCUCGUCGUCGCUUUCCAUGCGAUUUAUUCCAUCGCAACUCUUCUCCCAGUUGCCAUCAUCGUCCUUCGACUUUUCAUGGUCGACUCAUCGCUCUUCCACUAUUCCAACCUGACCCGCCAGCCCAAAUCCCUUCGCCUGUACAUGCUUCUGGCCAAGCGAUACUGGUGGAGACUAUUGACAACAUCGCUGGCAUUCUUCCUAUACGAUUUUGUCAACUUCCCGAACAGCAUCAUGUCCAGCACAAUCAUCUCCUCGCUUGUCAAAGACCACAAUGUGCGAACCACAGCCAUCUGGCAGGUUAUUCUCGCCGUGCUUCCAGUUCCCGGCGUGAUAGUUGGAGCUUGGCUCACAAAUGCCAUUGGACGGCGUUGGACCGGUAUCGCAGGAUUCGCAGGAUACGUGGUUCUUGGCUUUAUCAUUGGCGGAACAUACACCAAGCUUUCUCAAAACAUUGCUGCAUUCGUGGUUCUGUACGGCUUGUUGCAAGCAUUCGGUCAUAUGGGACCAGGUGCUACUAUUGGGCUUAUCUCUACUGAGGCUUUCCCUACUGCGAUGCGCUCAAUGGGAUACAGUGUUGCGACAGCUUUUGGUAGAACUGGCGCUGCAGUGGGAACGCAGUGUUUCUCCCCCCUGCAAGACCGUGCUGGUAACAGCUCCACCUUCUACCUGGCUGGAGCAAUUUCUAUCCUUGGAAUGGGAGUGUAUUACUUGCUUCCUGAGAGUGGAGAGUUGGAUUUGGAAAAGGAAGACAGGGAUCUCAAAGAGUAUUUGAUGCAGCACGGCUUUGACACUGAUGUGAAGGAGUAG